Molecule: messenger RNA, 3069 nt
Organism: Menidia menidia (Atlantic silverside)
Lineage: Eukaryota; Metazoa; Chordata; Actinopteri; Atheriniformes; Atherinopsidae
Source: the annotation of a GenBank genome assembly
UGAACUUGAACCAGUUUCACUUUCCGUUCUUACUCGCCAGUCGAUGAAAAAUAUACCUACUGUCACAACAGCAGGGGAAAGGCAGAAACCCCUCCUAAGGCUUGCUUUUCACCGGCUUUGGCCAGCUUUUGGAUUCGGAAACUGUCGACGUAUACCCACGCUGAACAGCGGACUUGUUUUGGUUUUUGUGUGUGUUUGUUUUGGAUGCGGACUUCAGCACGUCAGCACAAACGGAGGAGGGUGAACCAUGGCCUCUGAAAUCCCAUCGAAAGUCAACAUAAGUCAGGCAGAGGAGCUGGCCCUGUCCCUGAGCGAGGCCCUGAGCAGCGGGGAGGCCGAGGAGGCCGUCCGGCUGUGCAAACAGCUGUCCGAGCUCUCCGUCCCAGUGUCGGUCAGCGUCUGCAGCCGAGUCUACCCCCAGGACACCAUUAGGUUGAAGGUUGGAGUGGAGGAUGCUCAGUCAGAUAACUACAUUCCUGUGACUGUGGUGGUUUCUUCUGGCAUGACAGUCGCAGAACUCAAAGACAAGAUCAGCCACGACUUUGGGUUUCACCCGUCGCUGCAGCGAUGGGUGAUUGGCAAGCGCCUCGCUCAAGACCAGGAGACUUUAUACCGCCACGGCAUCCGUAAGAGCGGGGACCAGGCGUUCCUGUUCAUCCGUUCUGCCCACUCAGUUCAUCUCACACGGCAUCAGCACAAGUUGGACCAGGAGCAACAACUUCUACAGGGUAUAAUGGAGUCGAUGCCGCCUGUUCAGCUUUAUCCCAGAGGGUCUAGUGGUGGUGAGAAAGCUGCUCCUCCUCCAGAAACUGAAGACACUCCACCUCCUCUUCCACCUAGAGUCCCGAAUAUUUCUAAGCCCACUGUUCUUCCUAAACCUCAGCUGGGCUGGGCCUGCAACAUGUGUACCUUUGUGAACAAACCCACGCGCCCCGGCUGUGAGAUGUGUGGAGGGGAGAGGCCAGAGGAUUACACGGUGCCGGACAUCUACAAGCCGGAUCAGGACGAGGUUCAGCGGAUGCAACAGGAGCACCUGGCCAUGCUGCAGUAUGAACAGGCUCAACAGUUGGAACGAGAGAUGAACUAUUUGCACUUGUUGGAAACAGAUGAUCAGAACCUCAUCCCAAACGCCACAGAGACAGAUUGCCCCAUUUGCUUCUCAUCUCUGCUUCCAGGAGAGGGCAUUGUGCUCAGAGAAUGUCUCCACACCUUCUGCAGGGAGUGUCUAAAAGGCACAAUUGUGAACAGUCAAGAUGCUGAGGUCUCUUGCCCUGACAACUGUGACAGCAAGCUACUGGACCGAGAAAUCAAAGAGCUGCUCACGGAAGAGGAGCACCAGCGUUUUCUGGAGCUGCGGCUGAGCAUCGCUGAGAGCUGUUCAGAACACAGCUUCCAUUGUCAGACUCCCAACUGCCGAGGGUGGUGCAUCUACGAGGACGAAGUCAAUGAGUUCUACUGUGACCUCUGCAAGGAAACCAACUGCAUCCUCUGUCGGGCCAUCCAUAAGGGCAUGAAUUGUAAGGACUAUCAAGAUGACCUGCGCAUUAGAGCAGAGAAUGACCAAGCAGCUCAGCAAACUAAGCAGAUGCUGGAGAGCAUGCUUCAGAACGGAGAGGCCAUGAAAUGUCCACGGUGUGACAUCAUCGUCCAGAAAAAAGAUGGCUGUGACUGGAUCUGCUGUUUGAUGUGCAAGACAGAAAUCUGUUGGGUCACCAAACAAGCUCGAUGGGGACCAAAUGGCAAUGGCGACACGUCUGGCGGCUGUAGAUGUCGAGUCAACAACAUACCGUGUCAUCCCAACUGCCAAAACUGCCACUAAGCCAAGCACACUAAUACGUAUGGAGUAUCCAUUAACUUGGAGGGGUUCAGCCCACAUUGGAUGCUUCAUACCUCGAUAUCUGAUGCAUUACGUCUUAUUUUGAUCCCAGUCGUGGUAUAGUGGCAGGACUGUGUAGAAGUACUUUUUUUUUCUUGACAGAUCGACCAGAACAAGCCUUACAAUUCGUCUUCCACAUUGUCUCCAGGUGUUAACUGCCUUGAAAGGAAAAAAUACUUCUAUAGGGACUUUUACAGUUGUAUAUUGAUCUAUGUUUGUGAGAAUAAUGCAUUGCAACAGUCUGACCUUUCUCUUCCAUUUUUAGUAUAAUUCAGUGAGGCAGCAGUGAUGUGUUGACUCAUAUUUUGCUCAGGGCAAGUGGCUCAAAUGAAUGUUUUUAAAGAUUCUAGAUAAAAAAUGCAAGAGGAGGCUCAUAUGCCUGUACAGUAAAUCAGAUCAGUCUCUCAUUCAGUGAACAAUUUCCUAUUUAAAGGGACUUGUUAAAACCAAUUAACUUAAGUCAUAAGUCAUUUUCAUUUACCGGUGAUAUCUCACUUUACAGCCCAUCAUAUUGUUUAUUCAAUAAAUGAUCAGAAAAGAUGAAUGUAACCAUUACCAACUUUGAGAUGAAGGUAUUUGAAGUUGUAACAAGUUUGUUUUUACUUGAAUAGUGAGCUAUUUGGCUAUUGAAACUGUAAGUAGCUUAAUGAUGACAGACUGCAGUGAAGGAUGUCAGUAAGUGUUUACAGUGGAAAAACUAACCAGUUCUGUUCUGUUAAAUUUCUUUAAAGGAUCGCAACUCAGUAGACAAACUACUGAUCAGCUUUAGUUGUCUGGCUUUGUAUUACAACAAGAACAAGUUGUUCUGGAUCAAAACUUAAUCUUGUGUUUGUACACAGAAAGCUGCUAUAGAAUAUGGAAUCAAAGCUUUGUAAAUGUUUUUUAAUCUUUAAUCAUUUUUGUUAUAAUUUAGGGCUCAGGGUCAAGCUUAGUGUACAUCGCAUCUUAAAUGUUUUAAGUUGGCAUAUGUAGUAACUGUGGAUGUUUCCUAAACAUAUGCAACUAAUGCAUGUGAUGCACUUUAAUUCUGACAAUCUGGGGUUUUUGACAGAUUAUUCUGGGAUUGUACCACAACAGAAUGUACUAAAAAGAUCAAUAAAAUGUCCUGAUAAAGUGUGGAGCUGACAGUGGACGCCUGAAUCAAACUCUUUAGAAGAAGGUGAAUACUCAGUCCGGACAGGGAAAGUAAACAA